Messenger RNA from Hepatospora eriocheir, 546 nucleotides. Lineage: Eukaryota; Fungi; Microsporidia; Hepatosporidae. The record is from the annotation of a GenBank genome assembly.
AUGGAAAAAGAGAACAAUUUUAAUUUAAUAAUUAUAGAAGAACAGCGUAAGAUACAAAACAAGGUAAUUGAAUUCAUGUAUGAGUUGUGGAACUUGAAAUUAAAGUAUCAGAAUCUUAUAGAACCUAUCUUAAAAGAGAGAGAUACAGCAAUCAGAUCUUUAACAAAAGAAAAGAGAGUUUAUUUGUUUGAGAAAAUCAUUGAGACAUUUCCAGAAUUCCAGUCUCUAUUACCAACUCGUACACACGAGGAUGUAGAGUAUUAUGACAUGUCUUUUAUCAAUAUGUUGAAAGUAACUCUUCUAGAAAACUUUAAAGCAAAAGUUGAAUUGGAAGUAUUUGAAAAUCCUUAUAUUGAGAACACUAAAUUAGAGCGUAUUAUUUGUUUAGAUGAUAAUAAGGGUCAUUUAGAUAAAAUUAAUUAUAGAGAAGGAGUGGAAAAGUGUGAUUUAUUUAAUUUCUUUGGAGAAGAAGAUGUUGAUUUAUCAUAUUUUGAUCUUUUUUAUGAUUUAUACUGCGAAUUGGGUAAUGGAAUUUCUUUAGAAUAA